Alternaria rosae is the source of this 399-nucleotide messenger RNA. RefSeq lists its product as uncharacterized. The transcript is spliced from 2 exons. The record is from RefSeq and is a predicted model, not a curated record. Lineage: Eukaryota; Fungi; Ascomycota; Dothideomycetes; Pleosporales; Pleosporaceae. The coding region runs from base 1 to 399 and encodes 132 amino acids.
AUGAAGUUCACCACCCCCCUCAUUCUCGCCAUCGCGACCCUAACCAUGGCCAACCCCAUCACCAACCCGGACGCCAGCACCGUCGCCGAGGCCAACCCCCUCGCCACUCGCGAUCCCACCUGCGACCAGUGCGAUGAGAAAUUCCGCAACUGCAAGAAGACUAAUUGGAGUGAUAAUGGCAGUCUUGGUUCUGCUGGUUCAACCCAGGUUCCUGCGAUACUACUUGCCGCGCUGAUACUUGUCGUGCGAGCGAGUUCUUCUGCCGGGACCACUGUGGCUGGACGGGCUGUUAAGCUGGCUCUAGUGUUGGAGUCCACCUACUGGAGAGAGGCUACUCUUGAGCUUGAAUCGGAAUGGAGGCUGUCUAGCAAGGGCUUAUUCUUCGGUAACGGUUCAUGA